AGAAAUUUCGGGGAUCACCUUCACCCCAGUUUUGAGUCGAUGCACAGUUCCGAUGAGAGAUUUUACAGUAAAUCCCAAACCAAGAAACUUCCAGAUCGCAGUUACAAUCAUACAAGCUCAGAAACUUGUCGGAGUUAAUAUUGAUCCAGCGGUUCAUUUGAAGGUCGGGGAUGAAAAAAGACACACGGUCACCCAGAAAUCAACUAACUGUCCCUACUAUAAUCAGUAUUUCACGUUCGAAUUCCUUGAACCGCGUGAACUCGUCUUCGAUAAACUCAUAGAGAUAUCGGUUCACGCCAAAAAAAUCGCAUUUCUGGGAACGCGCCUCGGAACAUUCAAAAUUGACGCAGGAACUGUCUAUAACCAACCAGACCACAGAUUUCUUCAGAAAUGGGCCGUCAUCACCGAUCCAAAAGACACCCGGGCGGGCAUAAAGGGCUUCGUAAAAUGCAACUUGUCUGUAGUAACGAAGGGGGAUUCCAUGAACGCUCCUUCAUCUACCAGCAGCCAGAACGAUGACGUGGAGAAGAAUUUGCUGCUUCCAAAAAGGAUUCCAGCGGAGAGACCGUGGUCAAGAUUAAGUGUCAAAAUCUACAAGGCAGAAGGACUGCCCAGCAUGAACGACGGCAUCAUGGGAAGCUUCUCCAAAAUCAUGGGAGAGAAAAAAGUCUUCAUUGACCCCUAUGUCCAAGUCACUUUUGCUGGGCAGCUGGGGGAGACUUCCGUAGAAAGCGACACCAAUGCCCCAGAAUGGAACGAGCAGAUUAGUUUUAUUGAGCUUUUCCCACCUCUCUUCCGUAAAAUGAAGAUCCAGGUCCUGGAUGACGCCCAUAUCGGAGACGUCGCCCUGGCCACUCAUUUUAUUGACCUUCAGCAAAUAUCAGACCCGAGCAAACACGCCGGUUUUAACCCAACAUUCGGACCAUCUUGGGUCAACCUUUACGGCUCCCCGCAAAAUUACACCCUGAGAGACGUCCACAAAGAUCUGAACGAAGGCCUCGGGGAAGGGAUAUUUUAUCGCGGUCGGAUUCUCAUGGCGGUGACUCUGGAAAUUUUUACCAAUAACAAUAUUCAGGAGAAGAAACCGCUUCAGGCUUUGAAGAACGCAUUCGGCAAGUUAAAAAUGAAGAAGAAAAGCAAAAAGUCAAAGGAAAAAGAGAAAGAAAGUGCAGCGGCCGAGAGCGCGGAGGGGGCCGAGGACGAGGAGAACAACGAGCAGCCCAACGCCGUCACCGUGGAAGUGGACGAUAUCCUGCCCUUACCAGAGAAUGCAUUAGGAGUUAAGGAAGAAUUCCUCCUAUUCGGAACCCUGUUUGAAGUUACAAUGAUCGACCCGAGUAUCGGGAAUAAGCCGGUGAAAUUUGAAUUCUCUAUCGGAAACUACGGAAAAACUGCGGAAAUAAUCACAAAAUCCUCCUCUAAAAAGAAAGGGGAUUCGGUGCCCGAGGAGCAGCAGGGGCUGCUGGGGGCGAGUUCGGAUGAUGACCUCAGUGUGGACCUUUCUGAGGACUCGACAAAUGACGGGCAGGGCAGCAAGUCUGUAACCCCUGCGAAGAAGCCGGAACGUACAGAACCGGACGACUCUUUCUGCUAUAUACCGAUGGGCAACGACAGACCCUGUGUACACGUGUGGAGCUACUGGGAGGACCACAGCUGGAGGUUAUACAAUUCUAACUGGUUGAUAAAGAUCGCGGAGCGCCUGGAACGUGGACUCGAGGAGGUGGAGAAGUUGACAAGACGACCUAAAUCCAACCCAGAGACUCGCCUGAAACAGGUCCUUGAGGAAUUUGUUGCCGGUUGCAGGCAAUACUCUAUGAGUGCUGGAAAAAGGACCAUGGCUCGGCCCAACAACCUAGAUCAGUGUCGGAUGAAAUCUGUUCCCCGCAACCUUAUCAUGUGUGCAAAACAGUCCCUGAGAGCCAGCAGGAGACUGACCAAGCAAAAUGUGAAGGAAAAGAUUAUUGAGGCAAAGAAAAGUCUAGCAAAAGUUCGAUUCAUGGCUAAAAUGCCGCAGUGCACUCUUCCAGACAUCCUCAUAUGGAUGUUCAGCAAUAACAAGAGAUUGGCGUACACCAGAAUCCCAGCGCAAAACAUCCUCUACUCUGUGGUGGAAGAGGAGAAAGGGAAGGACUGUGGCAAGAUCUCUACCGUCUACUUCAAGAUCCCAGGAUCGUACAACGGAGAAAUCUUUGCAAAAGCUGAAAUCUACCUGUGGCUCGGCGUGACUAAGUACGCGAAAAACAGCACAGCAGAUCUACCCGAAGAUUACAAGCUCCUCUAUGAGAGAGAUGGCCAGCUGGUGGAAUCUCCCACCCCCAAUCCACCAGUUCUGCUCCGAAGGGAUGAUUACCGCUAUUUCCAGUUGCGAGCGCACAUUUACCAGGCACGCAGCAUUCUUCCUGCUGAUGACAACGGUUUGUCCGACCCAUUCGCCAAAAUUGUUUUUGGCAACUUAGUUCAGACUACUCAGGUCAUCAACGAGACUCUGGCGCCAAAGUGGAAUGAAUUACUGAUCUAUGACAAUCUCCUCAUAGAUGGGAAUAAGGAAGCCCUGAAGAGCGACCCUCCAAACAUCAUCAUUAAUAUUUAUGACCAAGAUAAAUUCGGGGCCCCUGACUUUUUGGGUCAUGCCUUUGCCACUCCGAUCGUAACAUUGUUAGAAGAUGAGGAUAAUGACGACGAGGUUCCUAAAUACACCCAACCACCCUUGCAGUUCUUUGAUAUUGUGAGGGGUAACAUACCUGCCGGGGAGCUGAUAGCUGUAUUUGAACUCAUAGAAAUGGAGAACAGAACGUAUAUGAGAGAGCCAGCAAUACCGAAAUAUGUAAAACCACAAGAACCCGAGUUUUUGGAUGAAACAAUGGAGCGAUACAUCAUUCCAGAAGGAAUUCGACCAGUCCUCAAGGAAUUCAGAAUAGAGAUUCUUUUCUGGGGACUGCGAGAUUUACGCCGGAUCAACCUGUUUGAAGUGGAGCAGCCUCAAGUGCGGAUCGAAUGUGCCGGGAAACUGGUGGAGUCUGAGAUCAUCCUGAGCUACAAGGAGUUCCCCAAUUUUACGGAACUGGUGAAAUGUGUAGACGUGGAACUUCCAGAACAAGUCUACCUGCACCCACCUCUAAGUAUCUUUGUGAUGGAAAAACGAGCCUUCGGCCGGUCCGUUCUGGUUGGAUCCGCAGUGGUUUCUGAUCUCAUGAAGUUCGCCCCAAAAGAACUGGAAGAGAUGACUGAAGAAGCGGAAGUUAAAACCAAGCAGAAGAAAAUGUUUCCUCGGUUUCCUCCUCCUCCAGUGGUCGUCAAUAUGGAGCAGGAUGACAAGAACGGCAGAUUCAACCCUCUUAACCUCGUAAAGGACCCUUUAAAGAACUUGGGAAAAGCAAAUAAAACUGAGGAAGAACUAGAGGAAGAGCUUCCGGACCCCGAAGAGCUGGACUGGUGGUCAAAAUACUACGAAUCUCUGAAAGAACUUACAGAUCAAAUGGCUGCUGCCGAGGAGGAUGAAGAGGGUGAAAACGAAGAAGGUGGAGAUGGAAUGAACAUCCACUCCUUAGACGCCGCUGUCGAGGAAGAAGUGGAAAUUGUGGAAAUCGUGAAACCAAAGAGGAAAGUCAUAUCCACUCUAAAGAUUUAUAAAGAGGAACUUGAGAAGGAGUUCAAUAAUUUUGAAGAUUGGUUGUAUGUGUUUCCUCUGCACCGGGGUCGGGCGCUGGACGAUGAAGAUGGAAAUGACGACGACAACUUCAUGGGGAAAUACAAGGGUUCCUUCUACAUCUUCCCUUCAAGUGACGCUACCGAUGAAUUCCAGAUAAUGAAGGGUGUGCCGAGGAACCGCCCGGUGAAAGUGCUCGUGAGAGUUUACAUUGUCAAGGCAACAAACUUAUCCCCGGCCGAUCCAAAUGGGAAGGCGGAUCCAUACGUCGUAGUAAAAGUGGGAGAACAGACAAUGGACAGCAAGGAGAGAUAUAUUCCCAAGCAGCUGAAUCCAGUGUUUGGAGAGGUCUUUGAUAUGACCAUCUCGUUCCCCGUAGAAUCAGAACUGACCGUUUCUAUCUUUGACCACGACCUUAUUGGGUCUGACGAUUUGAUCGGUGAGACUAAAUUGGACCUGGAAAAUCGUUUCUACAGUAAUCACCGGGCGAACUGCGGCCUCGCUCUGCAAUAUGACGUAGAUGGCUAUAAUGCCUGGAGAGAUGCCUUCAAACCUUCACAGAUUCUCAGCUCACUAUGUAAGAAGCACAGCCUGCCGACUCCAGAAUACAGGAGAGAGGAGGUGAAAGUCAAUAACAAGAUCUUCAAGAUUCCCAGUGAGAUAUUUCCCGAAGAUAAGAGCAAAGAGGACGAGUUGCUGUCCGGUUUCGAUGAACACAAAGCACUCCAUGUUCUGCAGCACUGGGAGGAGAUGCCGGAGUACGGCACCAGGCUGGUUCCAGAACACGUAGAAGUGAGGACCCUGUACAACAGCGAGAGCCCAGGCCUGGGGCAGGGGUCCCUUCACAUGUGGAUUGACAUGUUCCCAAAUGAUGUUCCUCCCCCGCCAACUGUGAACAUCAAACCACGUGAACCCGUCAGUUACGAGCUGCGUGUUAUUAUUUGGAACACAGAUGAUGUAAUUCUAGAUGAUGUUAAUCCAUUCACUGGGGAGCCGUCAAGUGAUAUCUACGUGAAGGGAUGGAUACAAGGCAUAAACGGAGAGAAGCAGGAGACCGACGUACAUUUCAACUCCCUCACCGGGGAAGGGAACUUCAACUGGAGGUUUGUGUUUCGGUUCGACUACCUCCCCACCGAGAAGGAGAUCACAUACAAAAAGAAGGAGUCCAUCUUCUCCUUAGAGGAGUCCGAGUUCAGGGAGCCGGCCGUACUCGCCCUCCAGGUUUGGGACUACGAUCGUAUAUCUGCCAAUGACUUCUUAGGUUCCAUAGAAUUAAAGCUCAAUGACAUGGUGCGGGGCGCCAAAACCUCCGCACACUGCACCAUAAAGAUGGCCAAAGACAAGGCCACGCCGCGCUUCUCCCUCUUCAGGAACAAGCGCAUGAAGGGCUGGUGGCCAUUUGUCAAACUCAAGAGCGAAGAAGAUAUCGAAAGGGAGGAGCGGGAGGCGGAGGACAAGAGUAAGAAGAGGAAGAAGAAGAGGAAGAACGUAAGACUGGAAGACGUGCAGUACAGCGACCCCAGCGGGAAUAUAUACAUCCUGGCUGGGAAGGUUGAGGCAGAAUUUCAGCUGGUGACUAUGGAAGAGGCUGAAAAGACCCCGGUGGGAUUAGGGCGGAAGGAACCAGAACCCCUGGAGAAGCCCAACCGUCCCAAAACAUCAUUUAACUGGUUCGUGAACCCUCUGAAAACGUUCGUCUUCUUCAUCUGGAAGAAAUACAAGAAGUACAUCAUCGCGCUGCUGAUCAUAGCGAUCCUCACCGUCUUCCUGGUCCUUAUUCUGUACACCAUGCCCGGAUACAUCAGCCAGAAGAUCAUAAACGGAUGAGCGCUUAAGGGGUUAACGGACAAUGUAAAUAAUCCGGCUGCACGCUGUAUAUACUGAGUUAUGUAAAGGAGAUGAGUGCUAUCUGUUUAUGUAAGUUGCAGCAGUCGCACGUGGCGCCGGUCGUUUGCGCCAAAUUACAACUAUCCGUGCGUUUCCCCCCCCCCCAGAACGGCCUCGUCUUCGCCCAUAUUUGCUGCUAAACAACAUUGAUGUCUUGAGAGAUAUUAGUAUACACCCUAUACAGCUAAUUUCUCCACAAAAUAGCGCCACCCCUGUGCUCAGGUUGUGUGUGGUAUUACAACUUGGCUGCAUUUACUUCAAUGGAACAGAGCCGCAGUACCGCACCCAACCUGAGGGCAUGGGUGGUGCUGUUUUUGGAACAAAUAAGCUCUGUUUUUCCUUUUCAGGACCCUAUAGGAUGCAUAUUGAUUAUUUUUCCAAAAAACAGCGCCGCCCCUGUCCUCAGGUUGAGCAUGGUAUUGCAGCUCGGCUCUAUUGAAGUGAAAAGGAGCCAAGCUGUAAAACCGCAUCCAACCCUAUAGGAAAGUGGUCUCCUACC
Messenger RNA from Hyla sarda, 6032 nucleotides. Its product is annotated as fer-1-like protein 4. Gene Ontology annotation, cellular component: membrane. Gene Ontology annotation, biological process: plasma membrane organization. NCBI's taxonomy places the organism in Eukaryota, Metazoa, Chordata, Amphibia, Anura, Hylidae. The record is from RefSeq and is a predicted model, not a curated record. The transcript is spliced from 39 exons. The coding region runs from base 53 to 5473 and encodes 1806 amino acids.